Ylistrum balloti is the source of this 583-nucleotide messenger RNA. RefSeq names its product NADH dehydrogenase [ubiquinone] 1 beta subcomplex subunit 7-like. NCBI's taxonomy places the organism in Eukaryota, Metazoa, Mollusca, Bivalvia, Pectinida, Pectinidae. The transcript is spliced from 3 exons. The record is from RefSeq and is a predicted model, not a curated record. The coding region runs from base 37 to 432 and encodes 131 amino acids. Gene Ontology annotation, cellular component: mitochondrion.
CGAUUGUCGCCAUUGAAAGCCUGUCUCAGUGGCAAAAUGGGGAUGGUAAUGUCAUCAGGUUACCGGGAAUGGAAGGAACCACAUUUGCAUCCUAAUCGUCUGGAGCCCCCUACUUUUGACGCCAAUUAUGGAUUUCCCAAUGGUCGUAAAGAGAGAGAGCCUACUCUUACAUAUGAAGAAAUGGUAGCAUAUAAAAUACCAGAAGAAUUUCGGGAUUACUGCGCCCAUCAUUAUGCUGAAUUACAAAAAUGUUUUCGGAAGCAUAUGCCAUUCGGUUACAGAUGUUCUCAUGAAAAGCACCAUUGGGAUGAUUGCCAGUUUGAUGAAUUUGUGAUUAGGAUGAAAGAAUAUGAACGUGAAAAAAGAUUAUUACAACGGGCUGCAAGAAAGAAAAUUAAUUCACCAACAGACACUGAGACAUUGGAAGACUAGAUAUUGUUUUAAAAGAAUUCAAUUUGUAAAUAUGAAGGCUACAUGUGCACCCUGAAAAGGGUAAUAAAACAAGACAACUUGAAAAAAUAUUAUACAAAGUUGCAGCAUUUGUAUGUUUGAAAUUAAUUAAUAAAAUUUGAUGUAUGUGAAA